AUGGGUCGCGAACUUCAAAAGCGCAAGCGGCGCUCGUCGCGCGCUAAAGUCACCAUGCCCAACCGGCGCAAGAAGGCCCUGAACCCGCGAGGCAACGACAUCAUCGCAAAGAACUGGAAUAAAAAAGAAACCCUCUCCCAAAACUACACCCGUUUCGGCCUCGUCGCCAAACUCGGCAAAACCACCGGCGGCACCGCGCCCUCCAACAAAUCCAACCUCCAAGUCGGAACCGACCCCCUCGCCGCCCAAUCCACCAGUCACGGCCUUCUACAAGUCGGCGAGGUCAAAGUCGAGCGCGACCCAGCGACCGGCCGCAUCACCCGUGUCCUGCGCGAGGCCAACCCGCUGCACGAUCCGCUGAACGAUCUGGACUCUGACUCCGACGACGAAGGCGCGGCGGAGGCACGACGGGAAAAGGAGAGGCGGUAUGAGGAGUGGUCUGGGUUUCAGGAAGAUGGAGAAAGGCCGGAGGUGGUGAGCGCGCUGGAGCGGGAGGCGAAUCGGCCGACGGAGAAGACGGUGCGGCACGCCAGUGGACGGGAGGUGGAGUGGUUGGAGAGGUUGAGGGCGCGGCAUGGGGAUGAUACGGCGGCGAUGGCGAGGGAUGUCAAGCUGAAUCCGAUGCAGCAGACCGCGGCGGAUAUUCGGAGGCGGUUGAAGAAAGCAGGGUUGUUGGAGGCGUGA
Messenger RNA from Dichotomopilus funicola, 684 nucleotides. RefSeq names its product ribosome biogenesis protein Nop16. NCBI's taxonomy places the organism in Eukaryota, Fungi, Ascomycota, Sordariomycetes, Sordariales, Chaetomiaceae. The coding region runs from base 1 to 684 and encodes 227 amino acids. Gene Ontology annotation, cellular component: nucleolus. Gene Ontology annotation, biological process: ribosomal large subunit biogenesis. The record is from RefSeq and is a predicted model, not a curated record. The transcript has 2 exons.